Messenger RNA from Colias croceus (clouded yellow), 570 nucleotides. It is a transcript of the gene ND-13A, whose product is annotated as NADH dehydrogenase [ubiquinone] iron-sulfur protein 6, mitochondrial. The transcript is spliced from 3 exons. The record is from RefSeq and is a predicted model, not a curated record. Bases 125 to 487 code for a protein of 120 amino acids. Gene Ontology annotation, biological process: mitochondrial electron transport, NADH to ubiquinone. NCBI's taxonomy places the organism in Eukaryota, Metazoa, Arthropoda, Insecta, Lepidoptera, Pieridae.
CGUAAGUGAAAGUGUCAAGUGAUAUGUCAUUGUCAUUGAUCAUUCGCUAUAAAUUUUUUUAUUAUUUUUAUCCGUAAUAAUUGCGUUUAACAUUAUUUGUUCAUAAAAAAAGAACAAAAGCAUUAUGAAUCCAAUUUUGGGGCGUUCUUCGCCAAUCUUAAAAUGUAUCCCUGGCAAGAUCAAUUAUACUGCAAUUCGUUGCAUAACCAAUAAAAUUCAAGAUAUACCCAUUCACACAGGCCAAAAAUGGGAUUCUAAUGACUAUCGUCUCGUCCGUUUCACUAAUGCUCCCAAACAAGUCAAUACAAAUUGGGCAGUUAAUCUAAUUGCAGAAGUCCCACCGAAAGAAGUGACUGAAAGGGUUGUAUGGUGCGACGGUGGAAGUGGUCCUGAAGGGCAUCCUCGUGUUUAUAUUAAUCUGGACAAACCUGGGAAUCAUUCAUGUGGCUAUUGUGGAUUACGCUUUGUGAAGAAAGAACACCAUUAAUAAUAUUUUUUUUAUUGUAGUAGGUACCAAUAAAUGAAAUGUAUGUAAAGAAUAUGAUCUAAUAAUAAAUGUUGUUAGUUUAA